CCUCAUCAUGUUCCAACCUCUCUCUUUGGUGUAGCAAUGGCUGGAGGAGCACCGAGGAAAAAAACUCCCGGCUCCGCGUCUCCUCUGCGGAGGACGCUUCAGACGCUGUGGCAGGAAAAACAUUUAGUCCUCUUCAAGACCGAGUACACUUUUAUAGUGGUGUCAGUCUUGUGGCUCUUAGAAAUCGGGAUCAAUGUGUGGGUCAUUCAGAAAGUGGCAUACACUGAGAUUGACUGGAAGGCUUACAUGGAUGAAGUGGAGGGAUUCAUCAAUGGCACCUAUGACUACACUCAGCUUAAAGGAGACACUGGCCCCUUGGUGUAUCCGGCCGGUUUUGUGUACAUCUUCACUGCUCUGUACUACAUCACAAGCUGUGGGACGAACAUCCGUCUGGGCCAAUACAUUUUUGCUGUGUUCUACCUUAUCACAUUGCUUCUGGUCUUCAGAAUGUACUGCCGCACUAAAAAGGUUCCUCCAUAUGUGUUUUUCUUCAUGUGCUGUGCCUCUUAUCGGAUUCACUCCAUCUUCGUCCUGCGUUUGUUCAAUGAUCCAGUGGCCAUGACCCUGCUGUUUGCGGCUGUAAACCUUUUCAUCGACGGACACUGGUCUCUGGGCUGUGGCAUUUACAGUUUAGCAGUGUCUGUGAAAAUGAACGUGCUCCUAUUUGCACCAGGACUACUUUUCCUCCUGCUAUCGGAGUUUGGUUUGAUCAGGACAAUUCCAAAACUUGGUCUAUGUGCAAGCGUACAGCUCUUGUUGGGUCUGCCUUUCCUUGCGGUGAAUCCCGUCGGCUACAUGAGUCGGGCUUUUGACCUGGGGCGUCAGUUUAUGUUCAAGUGGACCGUCAACUGGCGCUUCCUGCCCGAGUGGCUCUUUUUGAACCGCUACUUCCACUUGCUCCUGCUGGCAGCUCAUCUGCUGAGUCUGCUGCUUUUCGCCCUCCGCCGCUGGAAGAGAUCUGGAGAAAGCCCACUGGAACUCUUAAAGGAGCCUGGCAAGAGGAAACUCCCAGCUCAGAAAAAAAACAUCAACCAGAUCGUGCUCAUCCUGUUUACCUCCAACUUCAUAGGCAUGUGCUUCAGUCGGUCGUUGCAUUACCAGUUCUACGUGUGGUACUUCCACACGUUGCCCUAUCUGCUGUGGAGUGGAGGAGUUAAAAAGAUGGCCCAUCUGCUCAGAGUCCUCAUCCUGGGUCUUAUUGAGCUUUCAUGGAACACCUACCCCUCGACAUGCAGCAGCUCCAUAGCCCUCCACGUGUGUCACCUCAUCAUUCUCCUUUGUCUGUGGCUGGCUCCCUCAGCUCCAGCUGCAACGCAAGCAAAAGCACCCGUUAAGGACAAAUGCCGAUGAGGCGCAAUACAAUUGGAGGUGUAUGUGUCAACGCAUCCUCGCUCUGAGCCUCAUGACUCCCGCACAGAGAAUGGCGAUGGGGUAGACUCCUGGUUUGUUUUUGUUUUUUGAAGGAACAAUUAUUUACCUCUUAGCUUUGUGCUGAAAGUGAAGAAAGCUAAAGCUCAGACAAUUACACAGUACCAUAUCGUGUAGUGGUUCUUUGGAGGUAUAAAGAGAUGGGAAAAAUUGAUCCUCGGAUUUCAUUCAUCAACUUAUGAUAGAACGAGGGUGUUGUUUUGAAACAAUUUGACACAAACCUUUAUCCCCAUUACGAUAACCUCAUUAGUAAUUAUGAUAAACAAAAAGAAUGGCCAGUAGAAGAACUCUGCAGUAUGACAAAAGAAUAUGUAAUACUGUAUAAAGAAAAACUCAUAUUUGUUAUGAUUCAGCUAUCAGGGAUAUAUUCACUGAUGAAAUGUUGCUAUAAUAUCUAAAUCAUGCAAUCACAAUGAUACAAUGAACCAAAAAUGCUUCAACAUUAUGAGUCAAAAAUGUGUCAGAUUCAGUGUGUCAUUCUCAUUUUGUAUCAGUGCAACAUGCUUUUUAUGUGUUAUCUAAAUGUGUAGUUGUCUGUUUUCUAUACUUGUGAUGGUACAUGAAUCAGUUGUAGAUAUGGCCGGAGACAAUCGUAGCUUCUUAUGAUCUGGUGAUGUAUGGGUAACAGCACUCAUCAGCACGCAAGGAGCUUUGAAAAACAAAAAAGUGACAUUUUGUAUUAAAUAUUAAUAAUACUUACAA
Messenger RNA from Phyllopteryx taeniolatus (common seadragon), 2130 nucleotides. It is a transcript of the gene alg3, whose product is annotated as ALG3 alpha-1,3- mannosyltransferase. The record is from RefSeq and is a predicted model, not a curated record. NCBI's taxonomy places the organism in Eukaryota, Metazoa, Chordata, Actinopteri, Syngnathiformes, Syngnathidae. Gene Ontology annotation, molecular function: dol-P-Man:Man(5)GlcNAc(2)-PP-Dol alpha-1,3-mannosyltransferase activity. Gene Ontology annotation, cellular component: endoplasmic reticulum. The transcript is spliced from 9 exons. The coding region runs from base 37 to 1350 and encodes 437 amino acids.